This is a messenger RNA of Acaulospora morrowiae, 435 nucleotides long. Lineage: Eukaryota; Fungi; Glomeromycota; Glomeromycetes; Diversisporales; Acaulosporaceae. The record is from the annotation of a GenBank genome assembly.
AUGAGAAAAAGAACGAUGAUGAUGGUUCUGCAUAAUUUGACUCGUAUGCUUCCGGGACUCCACCAAACAACCCAUCGAUUAGCACAAAUUAUCCUUUCGUUCCGUUUCCAGGUGUUUAGCCAGAAGGAGGAAGGUUCGAGGCUGAAAAUUUCAAUCGAGGCCAUCGAGAACAAAGUCGGUCAGUCACAACGUGUUAAGCUUUUUUCGACUAUCAUUCGCAAUGAGGCCCCAUAUAGGAGGGAUCAUUAUUACCUUGCGAAUAAGCAAAUUGAUCGAACUCGAGCUUCCAAAGCUUGCGACGAGUUGGGUGUGGCUACAUAUAGUAUGAGCAUGAAAAUUGUAGCGUAUCAUUAUCAAAGGGGCGAAUGCGUGCACCGAAAGAUGACGCCAUUUAUUAAAUGUGAGGUUGCAUUUUCCUAUCAGGAUGCAGGAUGA